This is a messenger RNA of Carica papaya (papaya), 2434 nucleotides long. NCBI's taxonomy places the organism in Eukaryota, Viridiplantae, Streptophyta, Magnoliopsida, Brassicales, Caricaceae. The record is from RefSeq and is a predicted model, not a curated record.
GUUGAAGUCGUUGGUGAUGAGCUGAAAAGGUUGAAGUCGUUGGUGAUGAGCUGAAAAAGGUUGAAGUCGUUGGUGAUGAGCUGAAAAAGGUUGAAGUCGUUGGUGAUGAGCUGAAAAAGGUUGAAGUCGUUGGUGAUGAGCUGAAAAAGGUUGAAGUCGUUGGUCUAAGAACUGAAAGUAGCCAUGAUUUAUCUGCAGAUUCAAAUAACUUGAAUCAGAAAACUGAAGAUGUUGGUGUGGACAUUGAAAACAGUCAUGAUAUACCUGAAGCUUUAAAUAGCUUGCAUCAGAAAACCAGUGACAUGGUUUCCAUCUCAAAAAUAGAUCAAACUUCAGCAGCUGUGACGGCUUCUGAAGGAACAGAACCAGACUUAGCAGUUCCUUCAUAUUCCAAAGAACAAAUAAGGGAUGCUAUUGGAGGGAGAGAUGUGGAAGAUUGUGCGGAAAUUGAUGGUGUUAAUAGAAAUUUGGAUUGUUCAGCAGAAGUACAGGUGGAUAAGGUUGAUGCUGUUGAUGGUAGCACUGGAAACAGUUGUAGUCUACCUGCAGAUUCAAGUAGUCUGGGUCAGAAAAGUGAAGUAAUUGUUGCAGCUGAAGAUGCAGACAUGGACGGCAAGGAGCUUCCAAGUGUUAAACAGGAUCCACAGUUGAACCUUGAGGAGUGCCUAGAUGAGGAUACCACUUGUUGUCCUGCUCAGGUUAAUUCAAACUCGGUGCAAAAGAUUGAAAUUGACAAACAAGAAGCUGAACAACAAGAAGGAAAAGUUGAGGCAAUUAAUAAUACUGCGGAUGGCACUCUAUCUGCGGAUUCACGACAUUCAAGUCAAUCUUCUCAAGAAGCUGAUAGAGGUGAAGUUGAAGCCAUGGAUUAUAAUGUUUUUUCGGAUCCAAAUUUUGAUGUUACCAAUUAUAUUGAUUUCAGUGAUGUGUUUACUUGCUCAGGGAAUGUUAAGCACAUGAAGGCUGAGAUAAUGCCCACUGAAAUUGGUAGCAAUCUGAGUGACAAAGUGGAGAAAGUUGCUGCAAUGGACAAUCAGGAGGUUCUUAAACCUAAUUGUGGAAUAGAAGAGUCUACUGAAAGUGAUCGACAAGAAAAUGACAAAAUGGAUUUGGACAAUAUAACUGAGCAUGGAACUGGAGCUUAUAAAGAUCAUGAGCAGAAUUUUUCGGGCCAGGAUACUUUAAUAUUUGGGAGCUCAUACCACAGACGUAAACACAAUUUGAAGGAUUAUCAUAGUAAAAAAGAAAGAAGUUUGUCUGAACUGAUGGGUGACGCAUUGGAUUCUCCAGAUGUUGAAAUCGGACCUGAUGAGAAAGUAAGCAAUAAAUCCAUUUCAGCAAUUUCUGGCAAGAAACGGAAGGCCAUUGAUUCAGUUGAUGAUGAAUCCCAGCAUGAAGGGAGGAAAACCAUUUCCCUUGCAAAGGUUUCUUUGAUAGCCCCGAAUUUUCCUAAGCCAUCCUUCAAGAUUGGCGAAUGCAUCCGUCGAGCUGCAAGCCAAAUCACUGGGUCUCCUUCGGCUAUUUUGAAGUCUAGUAGUGACAAGUUUUUAAAGGCGGAAGGAAGCAGUGAUGGUCUUGUUGUGGAUGGAUAUGAUGUUUCCAUGGAGGCUUCUGGUGAUGCCCUGAGGAAAGGGACAAUUAUGUCAACAGAUUAUUCGUCACUAGAUGAGUUGCUUUCGCAGCUUCACUUAGCAGCACUAGACCCUUUCAGAGGAUAUAAUUUUUUGAACAUUAUUGUUAGUUUCUUCUCAGAUUUUAGGAACUCAGUAGUCGUGGAUCAGCCUUCUGCAGACAAAACAUCUGGUAAAAGAAAAAGGACAUCCAGUACUAAUAUUGGGUCUUCUGAAGCGUUCGAAUUUGAGGACAUGAAUGAUACUUAUUGGACAGACAGAGUAAUACAGAAUGGUACUGAAGAGCAACAACCAAGUGAAAAAGGAGGAUAUCAAAUUGUGCCUGUUGAACUGGGAAAACCCAUUCAAAAUCAAAAUCAAAACCAAAAAAGUCGUAGGCCAUAUACAAGAAAGCGAUAUUCUGAUAGCAACAUUGAGCCAGCACCAGAGAAACCACCUGGGUAUAUAGAUGAGAAUGCACCAGCUGAACUAGUGAUGAACUUUUCUGAGAUGGAUGCUCUUCCUUCAGAGACAAACGUAAACAAAAUGUUUAGGCACUUUGGACCAAUAAGGGAAUCUGACACAGAAGUUGAUAGGGAGACCAGUCGAGCCAGAGUGGUCUUUAAGAAAUGUUCCGAUGCCGAAGUUGCUUAUAACAGUGCUGGAAAGUUCAAUAUUUUUGGGCCAAUGCUUGUCAAUUACCAGCUCAGCUAUUCAAUAUCUGAACCAUUUAAAAUUUCACCGGUUCUCAUGUCACUAGGCGAGGAAGAUACCACCUGAAUCUAUUUUGUGAAGUUUAAUUUUUCUCUAAAGUUUCAGGUAAA